This is a messenger RNA of Atta colombica, 1574 nucleotides long. Its product is annotated as beta-1,3-glucan-binding protein-like. Bases 12 to 1409 code for a protein of 465 amino acids. Gene Ontology annotation, molecular function: carbohydrate binding; hydrolase activity, hydrolyzing O-glycosyl compounds. NCBI's taxonomy places the organism in Eukaryota, Metazoa, Arthropoda, Insecta, Hymenoptera, Formicidae. The record is from RefSeq and is a predicted model, not a curated record. The transcript has 8 exons. Gene Ontology annotation, biological process: carbohydrate metabolic process.
AUUUAAUAAAAAUGAUAGAAUAUUUUCCAUUCGCAAAAUUAUUUCUUUUGACAAUACUCUUCACAAAUGUUUGUGAGAAUGCCGCUUAUAAGCCUCCAGAAGCUAAGGUGGAGCCCCUUCAUCCCAUGGGAUUACGCAUAUCUAUUCCUGAUGAACAUGGUAUUACAUUGGUAGCUUUCCAUAUAAACAUCAAUGAGGAUUUUGAUGGUUUAGAAGCAGGACGUUUUGCAAAAGAUAUUCUCAAAAUUCGAAAUGGACGAUGGACUUUCCAAGACAAGCAGGUUCAAUUAAGACGAGAUGAUAUUAUCUAUUAUUGGGUUCAUGUCGUAUAUGAGGGCCUAGGAUACAAUCUGAUUGAUCAAUCACAUCGGGUUGUUGAUUUCUUCAACUCUGACGGCACUCGGUACAUCGGCGACACAACUCAAAGUUCACAGAACUGCAUGACAACGUCGACUACAUGGAUAUCUGAGAAAGGCGAACAACGACAAGCUUGUCCAGGUCAACUCAUUUUUGAGGAUAACUUUGAUAAUCUCAAUAGCACAAAAUGGAAUGAGUGGAAACGUUUUUCCGGUUCGCCGAAUCAUGAAUUUGUCAUCUAUAUGACUAAUGAUGUAACAGAUACGAGUGAUGGAUUUCUGCGCAUUAAACCUGUCUUACUUGAUACUAAAUAUGGCAUAAACUUUGUAUCGAAUGGAAGAAUAAUACUGGAAGAUUGUACGGGCAGAAUUGGUACAGAUGAUUGCCAACGUCAAGCUGCUGGUUCAUACAUCUUGCCUCCUCUGAUCUCUGGACGAAUUAGUACAGAGGGAAAAUUUGAAUUUCUCUUUGGACGUGUCGAAGUAAGAGCCAAAUUGCCACAUGGCGAUUGGGUAUUUCCUGUGAUAACAUUGCAUAACGCCGAAAAUACAUUGGACAAUACAUUGGAAUCCAGAUCGCAUCGCGAGAUUAGGAUUGCAUCCUCGAUGGGCAAUGAAGAACUAAGGACUGGCAGUGGUGAGACCAUCAACAACCGCAUACUAACUGCAGGUGGAUUGAUCGCGUCCUGGAAUGAAAGUAACGCGGAAAUGUUGCCCAAAAGGCGAUCGAGCGAAUCCUGGUCCAAAAAUUUCCAUAUCUUCGAAAUUGAAUGGAAUGAUAGCCUUAUUAAAGUGAAGGUCGAUGGAGUGCAGUACGGGGAGCAAACCGUAGACAUAUCAUUUGGCAAAUCGUCAUAUUUGACUCUGGGUGUAGCCGUUGGAGGUCUUCAUGAAUUUGAGGAUCACAUCGUAAGUGGCAGAUAUAUCAAACCUUGGCGAAAUGUCGAAGCAAAGGCAUUGUACAAUUUCUAUCGCGCGAAAGAUAAGUGGUAUCCUACAUGGGAUACAACAACAGCGCUUGUAGUGGAUUAUGUGAAAGUGUGGGCAUUGUAAAUACAAUACUUUCGUCUGCAUGAAAACGUAUCAGCAUAACACAUAUAUUUUUAUAACUUUGGAUAUAUUCUAUACACGUGUUUUUCUUGCUAAAUAACACGUUUAUGAGUUUAUCAAUGACAACAUUUUACUUGAUUCAUAUACAAAUAAAUAAUAACGCACAGA